CUAGAUUGCUACUGAGAUUGACGGUCUGACGAGAGUACCUUAUCUCGUACUUCGUAAUUGUAGUGUAGCGAGCUAUUAAAUCUGCGUUUUUACUUGUUUUCUUAUGAUUACUCAUCAUGUCAGCCAAGAGCGAAGACAGCAAGGAUGAUAAUCUAAACAGACAAGGUUCAUUCAGGAAACUUGUACCAGGAAACAAUCAUGGAGAUUCUCCAUUAAGCAUGUCAGCGAAAAUGAUUGAUAGACCAAUUGUGUGGCAAAUCAACAAACAACAUGCUAUUUUCUCACAGGAAUACAACAUUUUGUCUGAGUAUAAGAUGUUAUGUUCUCAAGAUUUGAAGGGGAUUUAUGUGAUACCAUCUGCUUUGAAUGCUUUGCUGUGGUUUGGUGUACAGUUCAUUCGGCAAGGAAUUUACAAAGGUGGAGUUUUUAGAUUCACCAUUACACUGCCACCAAACUUCCCACUUGGAGAUUGUCCCAAAGUUGUGUUUGAAACUCAAAUAUUCCAUCCAUUGAUAAAUCCAGAAAGUGGAGAAUUGUGCACGUUGUGGGGAUUUCCUGAAUGGAGAAGGAACAACAGAAUUUGGCAAUUAUUACAGUAUAUCACUAAAAUAUUCACUAAACUAGACUCGAAAAUGACUCCAGUAAACGAGGAAGCGUCCAGCUUGAAUGAAAAUAAUUUUGAAGCUUUUCGAGAACGUGUGAAAACUUGCGUAAAGGAAAGCGUAAAUCAAGUAUUUAACCCACCUACCAUGGAUGAUCCACAUUAUAUUACGUUUGAUCCAUAUGUGAAAGAAUUACAUGACCCCAUUAAACAAGAAAUUUACGAAUCAAAAGACGAAGAAGAAAACAAGCCAUUAGGUUUGUCAUGGGUACAACCUGGUUCACUUCAGCCAUUUUCAAAAUCAGAAGCAAGAUAAUGAAGAAAUUUUAAACAUUGACUAUAGUACGGUGAAAUCACAUACGUCCUUAAGAACUAUACGAAGAAAUUAUCGCUCUCUCGGCAAAGUCACAAAAAUUAUUAC
This is a messenger RNA of Cyphomyrmex costatus, 1022 nucleotides long. Its product is annotated as AKT-interacting protein. The coding region runs from base 117 to 917 and encodes 266 amino acids. The transcript has 7 exons. The record is from RefSeq and is a predicted model, not a curated record. NCBI's taxonomy places the organism in Eukaryota, Metazoa, Arthropoda, Insecta, Hymenoptera, Formicidae.